Nilaparvata lugens (brown planthopper) is the source of this 1237-nucleotide messenger RNA. RefSeq lists its product as uncharacterized. The coding region runs from base 1 to 960 and encodes 319 amino acids. The transcript has 6 exons. The record is from RefSeq and is a predicted model, not a curated record. NCBI's taxonomy places the organism in Eukaryota, Metazoa, Arthropoda, Insecta, Hemiptera, Delphacidae.
AUGGAUCUUGGAAGCGAGCGACUCAAGGAGGUUAAAAGAAGGGUCCCCUUCCUAUCUUCACGGAGUCACUCGCCUUUGUUCAUCUCGUCGGAACGAAAGAGAGCCGAGCGUAUUGGAGCAGUGGUGGCGAACGGUGGGAUAAGAACUGGGAAAGGAAGCAAAAAUCCGAGGACUAUAGAAAGUCGACUUUUUGUAUCCAACCUGACCAAUACUUCAGAAUCAUUGCACAAAAAAUUCAGCUUGUUCGGAGUUUUUUUCAGCAAAAAGUAUCUGGUGACUGGACUAGCGAGACAACAGGAAAAACUCCAGGGCAGCGCAGUUCUAAGAACUUCUGAUAAAGUUCUCGUGGCUAGCAUUAUAUGGCAACUCCAUAAUUCAACUCUAGAGUGGGCUUAUAGCGGAAAUGAAAUAUUAAACGAAUUUAAUUGGACGGUUUCUCUUUGCCAAAUAACUGAUUGGUCAUUUACUUCAAAACUUGAUGGAAAAUGGACGUUCCAAUUGGGCAACUUGAUACUUGACCAGCCAUUCGGAAGGAAAAUAAUUGUUCUGGACACUCCUUUUGAAAAACAAGUGGAAUUUAUAAAUUUGCGGACACAAAAUAUACCUGAAUUUGACAAUAAUCGAAUUCCUGAUGAUAAAAAGUAUCUGAGAUUGAGACGUUCCAGAGUUGACAAAGAAAAUUUUUCACAUUCAAAUGCCACUCCAGCUGAGAAAUGGGAGAUUGUUCAGGCCGUUCUUGACAGAGUUUUUGGCAAUAGCGAAGACAUAAGACGCAACGGCUGGGUGUCUCAUUUGAACAUUUUCAACAUUUUGGGCCGAAUAUUCGGCCUGGAUCAGCUGUUCAACAGAUCGCCUCUAGCGCCGACUACCACUGAAGCAAAUUCAGCCACUGAGCCCGACGCUGAGACUGUCAACACUAACUUUCUCAGACGAUUUCCCGGCGCUCGUAUCAAAUCUUAGACGGAUAUUUAUUUAACUUACCCUAAAUACUGAUAAGGCAAAGGUAGCCUAUAUGUGAAGGAUUGAUUUGAAUCUAUCUAGUGGUGUAAUUAAUAGAUAAAAUAAAACUUGCUCUUGCUUUAGAAGAAUGUCAUUUAUCGAUAGAUCCUUAGUGUAAAUCUAUAUUGUUCUAGAAAUAAUAAACAAGUGAAGUUUAAGUUUUUAUUAUAAAGAACAAACAACUGUACAACCCAACUGGAUAAGAGUCCAUUGUGAAAAAUAACAAUAAAAUAUUAUU